This is a messenger RNA of Coccinella septempunctata (seven-spotted ladybird), 4019 nucleotides long. Its product is annotated as protein FAM135A. The transcript has 14 exons. NCBI's taxonomy places the organism in Eukaryota, Metazoa, Arthropoda, Insecta, Coleoptera, Coccinellidae. The record is from RefSeq and is a predicted model, not a curated record. The coding region runs from base 306 to 3977 and encodes 1223 amino acids.
GCCAGUUGCAGCCAUCCAAACAUCCUAAUGCUGAAAUAGGACAGAGUGAAAUAUUGGUUUCCUGGCAGAGUUUCCCACCUCCAUUCCUUCACUGAAAUUUUAUCCUUUUUAUAAGAAACUAGUGCCUCAAUCCAUCAUUCGAAUUAGUAUAAUGAAAACAUAUAUUUUUGUCGAUGUAAAAAUAAGUACGUUCAUUCAUGUUGUUUUGUGUAUCGACGGUUGUUAUUGAAUUUCACUCGUUCGUUGUGAGGAAAUCGAAUACGAAAAGAAAUGUAGGCAACUACGUCCUUCAUUGAAGAAAUAUUAUGUGUGAACUUCAAUCGACGAUUGAAUUCUCCGUGGAACUUCAUAAAUUUUACAAUGUCGAUUUAUUUCAGAGAGGCAUGUACCAAGUUCGAUGUUCGCUACGUGUGACGUCAAAAUUUACCUCAGAGAUCGAGAUAUUAACGCCAGAAAUCGCAACAAGCCUUGGUUCAGGAGUUAUUAUCGGAACUUAUGGAGCUAGCAGACCAUUUCAAAUUUUAUACAGGAACGAAGAAGUUACUUUGAAGGAUGUUGUUAUGUUUAGAUGUCAUAUUCUCAUUGACGGGAAUAACUUGAAGGAAUCUUUGGAGAAGGUCGAGUUUUCUCUAGCUGUAGAAUUAUGGUUCAGCGAUUCUUCCCCAGUCACCAUGGUUCUGGUGUCUUCGCGUUUACUUCAAUUGAAUUUUUCACCAAUUGACGGCCUACAUUACCACCUACCAGUGUUGUUCGACUAUUUUCACUUAUCUGCGAUAUCACUGACCAUUCAUGCAACAUUGACGGCCUUACAUCAACCAUCAUUGAAAAAAGGCAUUCUGAGAUAUAUGAAGAGCUGCGCACCUAAAUCGACUAAGUCAUGGGCAAGACCUCGUCCUAUGCAAUGCUCUUUACUAACUGAUCCCGUCCUUCCUUUGAGUAGUAAUAAGGUUAAUACGAGAGUAAAUGAUUAUUCACAAAUACAGUUGGAGGCAUAUAACCUUUUGAUAGAUGCAAGCAAUAAUUUGAAAACCACUAUUAAGGAGUAUAGGAUAUUGUUGGUCCAGAGGGAAGAAGCAACAACGGAAAUACCGAAUUAUAUGUACAAUUUGAAGAAAACCCCAAAAAGAAAUGUUCCUUUCAGAGAUAGUUCUCCACUAACCGAAUUAUGUGCCGAAAAUAUAAAAUUAUGGAAUUAUUUUUUACUGCAUUAUUCUUGUAAAACAGCUAUUCAACAGAAGUUGAGCAAAAAACAUCACAGCAUGAGAGUGAGGAGAUUUUCUGAAUUUUUUUUCUUGGUUUACAAUCCCCGAGGAUCUGCCAUAGGAAGCUUCGACACAAAUUAUCAGAAGUACCUAGUUAUCGCAGAAAUAGGAAGAAGAUCUAAAUAUAUGCAGACCUUGCCCUCCCUCCCUGUUCAGUGCACUGCCUUAGACGGAGAAAGUUCCACGAUGCCAAUAAUCUUUGAGGAUCAAUAUCAAGAUUUCACAGAAGGUCUACAAGAGUCUGCACGGCAUCUUCAUCUGCAAACAGGAAACGAAAGAGUUCCUACAACCAGAAUUUGUUCACAUGAAAUAUCAUCUAAAAGAGAUAAAAAAUGUUCGAAAAAAAGACUGAUUAUCACAGAUUCUUGUGAUUUCGCCGUGAACACACAAAGAGCAAAAAUUCCCACCAUACAUAGCAAAUCUCUUGAUCAUUUACGGAUAGAGAAAAGAAACUGGUUUCACCAUUCCUGGAAUGAUUCAUUACCUCCCCAAACCCAUAACCGAGAAAACGAUAUUACCUUCCACCGAAACACUCACGAAAAAGUGUGUAAAAAAAGAUGUAACAUUGAUGCAACGAACGGAAGGGUAUAUUCGGUUGAAAAUUUGAAUAGGGAAAAGAGAUGCAUAUGUUCAUCAUCGAUGAAUCAGGAUGCGAAAUCAACAAAAGUGGGUUACAGUUCUUCUCUACAGAAUUAUGUGCACAUGUUAGAAAAGGAAACCUGGAUAACAAAUGGAAAGGAACAAAAUGGAAUUACCGAGAUUUCGACCGAGAAAAAGGAUAAGAAAUCUGGCCAAAAACUCAUCAAAUCGCUCAGCGAAACAUCAAAUGCUAAUAUAAAAAGUCUACCUUGCUCCAACUCAGUACCACAUUUUACAUCCAAUAAAUUUCUCGUGGACGGCGUGAAUCACAGGGUGGAUAAAACUAACAAAAACGCUAUUAUCAGAAGUUCUUCCACUAAAGGAAUAUCAUCAAUUAGACUGACAAAUAAACAUCAUAGACAACGAGAAAUCAAAUAUUCGAAGCACAAAACUAAAUCAAAAAAUGGAGCAAAUAUUAGUUCUAGCAGUUCGGUAGAAAGCUUGCCUUGUUUCAAAAAGAUUAGUGGUUGGAAUUUAGGUUUAGCGGAUGAUGCGAAAACCAUCAGGAAAUCAAAGAGUACCUCAGAUUUAGAUAAAGAGACAGUUCCUCCAUUCGUGUUACAUUCAGAAUCACUGCCUUAUUUAUUCCCGAAAUUGAAUAGUAGAUUAUCAUACUCAAACGUAAAAUAUCUGAGUUCCUCAUCAAGUGAGCAGAGUGGCUGGUUAAGUUCCAGAAGUAGCUCAUCAAGUUUGGACAUACGUAUCAGAAAUGACGUUGGCGAUUAUCGAGAGGAAGAACAUAAUAAUAUAUGCCAACCGACAAGUUCAAGAGACGGGUCAUCCUCGGCUGGGGUUGCCGAAGAUAGAAGGUUUAAUAAUGUACCUAAUAAUCAUGUGGAACUUUUUUCCGAGGUUCUCCCAAAUAAAGGCUGUGAUAUAUAUAAUCAAAGUAAUAUAUACGAUGGUAUUGCUUUGCUACCUCCAAAACAAUUCAGGGACCUAGAAUCUAUCAGUAGUCCUAUCGCAAACGGCACUAACAAUGGGGAUGAACUGACUGGAUUCGAUAACCCUGUAUAUCAUUUAAUUCCUUCUCUUUUUGAGAGAAAACCAAAUCCCUAUACUUAUAAGAAGAGCUUACAGACUGAAGAAAUCAGUUUCUAUAAGGGCACUAAUGUGGAAAAUGAAAAUGCGUUCAGAAAGGCCAAAUCGGAAUUCAGAAAUCAACUGAAUUUUCCUGGAAUAUUGUAUUCUGAUUUGAACAUGUUCGCCUCGACCGUUCCUUAUUUCCAUGUCAGUGACGAGUUCAGAAUAUUCUCACCAGAAGGGAUGCAUCUGAUUGUAUGUGUUCAUGGCUUGGAUGGAAAUUCAGCCGACCUUAGAUUAGUGAAGACUUACCUAGAGUUAGGUUUACCAGGUGCAUAUCUAGAUUUCCUUAUGUCUGAAAGAAAUCAAGGUGACACUUUCAGCGAUUUUGAUACCAUGACUGAUCGUUUGGUCAACGAGAUUAUAACCUAUAUAGAUUCUAAUAGUAUUCGUCCAACAAGGGUGAGUUUUGUGGGCCACUCUCUCGGAAAUAUCAUCAUCAGAUCAGCACUAACAAGACCAAAAUUGAGGUUCCUAUUACCAAGACUGCACACUUUCUUAUCACUUUCUGGUCCACAUCUGGGAACCUUGUACAAUUCGAGUGGAUUAGUGAAUAUGGGUAUGUGGUUCAUGCAAAAAUGGAAAAAAUCAGGUUCACUCCUACAAUUAUGCCUCAAGGAUACUACUGAUUGGAGAAGAUCUUUUUUGUAUACGUUGAGUCAAAAAAGUACAAUACACCAUUUCAAGAACAUUCUGCUCUGUGGAUCAGGACAAGAUAGGUAUGUACCUCUUCAUUCUGCAAGAAUAGAACUGUGCAAGGAAGCCAUAAAAGACACGUCUCAACAAGGAGCUAUUUUCCGAGAAAUGGUACACAACAUAAUGUCGCCAAUAAUUUCAAAAAAAGAUGUUAAUCUCCUCAGAUAUGAUAUCCAUCAUGCCUUACCAAAUACGGCGAACGCAUUAAUUGGUAGAGCAGCGCAUAUUGCUGUUCUAGACUCAGAACUCUUCAUUGAAAAAUUUAUGGCAGUUGUAGGAAUUAAAUAUUUUCGUUGACUUUACUUACUAUUUGUGGAAUAAAAUUCAUGGUAAACCUAA